Opisthorchis viverrini is the source of this 3856-nucleotide messenger RNA. RefSeq lists its product as hypothetical. The record is from RefSeq and is a predicted model, not a curated record. The transcript has 15 exons. The coding region runs from base 1209 to 3467 and encodes 752 amino acids. Gene Ontology annotation, biological process: signal transduction. NCBI's taxonomy places the organism in Eukaryota, Metazoa, Platyhelminthes, Trematoda, Opisthorchiida, Opisthorchiidae. Gene Ontology annotation, molecular function: GTPase activator activity.
UGCUCGUGGUGGUGCACUAGUCGCCUGCCCAAGUUCAACACCGGAAAUUCAUUGCAUUACGCACACCUAACAAGAGGGUCAAAUUGUGUUGUUUCUAUCUGGCUUUUGGAUUAAGCCACCAAGAUUUACAUGGUUAAUUCAGAGACGGGCACUAUGCAAGAACCUCGGGAGAUUUUUCGACGUUUCCGUCCCCAAAUUGUACCUGUUCGCACACCUGUCAGGUUGAGGAAUCACCGGAGUCUUUUUAAUUUGAGUAGGUCUUCUCUAGAGGAAACGACUGUGCCUCUGGAAGAAGCUAAAAAACCUCCACCUAAAUAUUCUGGUUUGGGGCGUAAAGUACCCAGGAUGUUUCGUUGGGGAGGCUCAAAAAAAACCUCCAUAGGUGAGCCAAUGACACAGGGCUCUGCAGAACCGACGAGACAACCACCUGAGGAAGGUGGAUUUCUGGGACAUUUGGGAAUCGGGCAUUAUAUUGCCGCUGAUGAUAAUGCUUUCUUAAAUUGUGAGAGCAGUGAAGAUACCAGUGCAGCGACAAAUAAAGGAUAUUCGAAGUCACUGGUGAAUUUGUCCUCAAUCACACCCUGGUCUCACAACAACUUUGACUCAGUCGGAAUUCUAGCUCCCAGUACAAAAACAGAAAGUGACGGCGAAAGCUUGUCGACAUCUUCCAAUUGCGACCCUUUAGGAGCCUCUCCCGCCCUAGCAUCACGUCCUUCUCUCGUUGAUCUGCGGAAGAAAAAUGCAAAAAAUGCUACACCAAUACCGGAAUUAAUUAAAUCCGUGUUUUUCACAAAUCUACCAGUGGAUGAUUCGUCAUCCACCGGUCCUGAUACUUUGACAAAUUGCGACAGUACCUCAAGGACAUAUCUAGAAGUCGAGGAUGAGCCUAAUGCAUUUCUUCCGGCCUUGCUAAUCACCGAAGCAUCCGGAAUACUUCCAGACAAAACCUAUACGAUCUAUCAAACGUCAGACUAUCCGGGUGAUCUCAGAAGCUCGAUUGAGUGGCUUGAAGCAAGGAUUAAAACUUCUCAAAGAGGCCGUCGACCACCACGACGACCCUCUUAUUCGCCGCCGAUCUCCGAACUCGACGAGCUACCCCUGAUGGACGACGCAAAUCUCAUUGUUCAGCAUCUAGUCCGGUUAGAAAUGGAAAAUCUACCGAAGCCUUAAAUGGUCCGGUUACUCGUGAGCCGGAUUCCUCUGAAAAAAUGGCUCCGGUUCUUACCAAAGAUGAAAUGAAAGCCAUUCACACUUGCCUUGUGAAGGCAUACGAAAAGCUUGAGACUUUAGCACCAGAUUCGAAAAACGGAACCUCACUUUCCAAGACGGGUGUAACCAAUGCGUGGAUAAUCAAAAGCGAACCGCUUUCGUGGCACCAAUCGGAAAACGCAUUGGCGCAGCUCGUUCCUGAACUGGAAAGACCGAUGCAAGCGACCAAAGAGUUACAAAAGAUUUAUCGGGAGGAAAAAAUUCUGAAUUUCAAGAUCCCGCUUGGAUGGUCGGAUGGAAGUACAGAACUCCACGAUGACAACUUUAGAAAGUCAACCAUCGGUCUCACUUCCACACAUCUGUUUAUCACAGAAUCGUCUAUUCGCAAACGAAGUACUCACUUUCUCGCCAGAUUUCAAUACGUCUUACCUCUAUCUCAACUUUGGAUUUACGAGGGUGCCGCUCGUAUGAAGAAAAAAAUGGAACUUGCCAGUUUCCAAAACUUGAUAACACCAUCAUCUGCCAUGAAUCCGGUGUCAGAAAACCAUCAGAAGGCGGUUGCCGUUUCAGAAUCAGAUUCGAAUGCAGAUUUGAGCGUCUCGGAAACUGACUCCGAGAUGUUGCUUAUUGGCUGCCCACCGUCAGAAAACUGGAUCAUUCGAUUCCCAAGCAGCCAAAUCCAUAAAGUUUGGAGAAGACAACUACACGAUGCAAUUUCCGAGAGACGCGGUAUACUCGGUUGCCGGAGCCUGUACGUGAAAAUCCUCAAUCAGGUGGCAGACAAUCAAGUCGUUUACAAAUAUCUUAAAGUAGAUAUUCACACAAAUGUCGAAGACCUCAUAAUCAGAGCGUUGCAGUCAAUGAACCUUGACAAAUCCUCGGAUGUACAGUUACUGGUCCGCUUUAUUGAUGAUCAGGGUGAGCAGAAAGAAAUCACUCUACUCGGACCAGAAAACCCUUUCCUCAUAGCCGUAGUUCUCACAUACAACAUGAUUAGUCGAAUGUCUGCGGAUCGGUCCGAUUCCUUGUCUUCCUCACCGACAACUUCUGUAUUUCAUACGGAACCGCUUGACUUUCUCACCAAACUUGUGACCGAUGCAGUCACUCAGUACGUUGGCACGUCCGACUGGGAUUUGUUUGUUUCAAAAUUACCCACCGAGGAUCCACUGUUAUCUCGUGACCAGGUGAAUGCUGAAUUCAUUUUGCGCGUCAAGGAAGGCAUCCAAAAGAAAGGAAGACGGUUACGUCCUCGGAGUAUGGCUAAGUCGUCAGAUUUGAAAAAACAUCCCAGCAGCAUUGGCUCUUUCAAGCCCCGCAAACAAAAGGGAGAACUACGAGAGAAAACCAAAUCAUCUUUGGCACUGAACGAUGACUUUAACAAAGGUCUGGCCUCACCACUUCGUGGUGCACGAAGUACUGGCAGUCUGAAUUUGUCUUCGGAUCAGUAUGAGAUAUUUGGUCGGGUACCGGACAAACUCUGGCCGGAUGCUAAACUUCCUCAGUCGCUGGUGAACUUGUUUGUUAUCAUCUAUCACGCCGGCACUGAGGUCGAAGGCAUAUUUCGUAGAUCAACAGCUCUCAGCCAGGUUCAGUCAAUGCAGCUGAAAGUGGAUGCAAACGUCGAGCCGAUCGAUGCAACAAACUGUCCGCCCCUGGUCGCAGCUGGAGUACUAAAGAGAUUUUUCAACGAGAUUCCAGGACAUUUGUUGGGCGAUGAGAACUGGAACGAAUGGGUUCAAGUCGUGCGCACUCCGUCUGUUGACGAACGAAUUCCUCAAAUGGAAGCAUUAAUCAAAAAGCUUCCAAAGGUCAAUCAGACUCUCCUUACACUGCUAAUCCACCUUUUGGCACAUAUACGGGAUCAUGAACAUCUGAAUCGGAUGUCUACGGAUGCUUUGGCCACAGUGUGGGGACCGAAUAUCAUCCAACGACCAAACAGUGUCCCAAAUCAUGAAGAAGCGCUGCUCGCGGCCCAAAUAGUUGUCUCGCUUUUGCACCCACAGUUUACUGCCAGUAUUCUCUCCGAUGCUACAGGUCCGCAUCGUGAGCUGCUCAGAUACUAUCAGUCCAGCUGGCAAGCAAUGGAGGCAGCGCAAAACGAACUCAGCUAUGAGUCAACAGUUCGAACAUCCAGAGCGUUAUCGUUCCGGUUCAGUCCAAGCUGCGUUUAUCCAUAUCGAAGAAAAAGCUAUACAGUAAACCCGUACGAAAACAAGUCAUCAGCCACUUCCGGCACAUACAGACGAUUUGACAUGUGACGCCGCUACGGUCGCCAUUUGGAUAUCAUUCGCUCAUGUUUAAAAUUCCAGUACACAGAAUUUUAACCAGAAGAGCCUCGAUUGUUAUGAAUCUUUACUUAUUGCAAACUAGGUUCUUCGUCUACACUCAUUCUGCCUGCUAACUUUAACCAAAUUCAUCGAAAUAAGUGAUAAGAGAAAGACACUUACCAAUGUCUAUCUUGAUGGCAAAUUGUUCAACCAAAAUCAGCCAUGUGUUUCCCAAACAGAAAUCAAUUGUCCGCUUCAGAACGACCGUAUUUCUUUUGUUUAACACUGAACAGUAUUUUCGGUUAAUCGUAGUCCUAACUAUGAAUUUGGAAAUGCAACGGUUUUUUAUUUCGAAUUUGUGAUAUGUUGUCUAAAUAGCA